Panicum virgatum (switchgrass) is the source of this 2303-nucleotide messenger RNA. Its product is annotated as damage suppressor protein-like. The transcript is spliced from 3 exons. The record is from RefSeq and is a predicted model, not a curated record. Bases 179 to 1981 code for a protein of 600 amino acids. NCBI's taxonomy places the organism in Eukaryota, Viridiplantae, Streptophyta, Magnoliopsida, Poales, Poaceae. Gene Ontology annotation, molecular function: protein binding.
GCCUGCCUGCCAUGACCACCAUGCCAUCUCUUCUUUACCGAUAAAAAUCAAACCGGGCCGAGGGAAAAGGAGACGGUGGAAAGCAACGGAGGAGGGCAAGCGGCAAGGACAGGGCUGAGACCACACCUCCACUAGAGGCACUGGCACCACCGCGCCGACGGGCGGGCACUCCGGAACGAUGGCGACGGACGGCGCCGACGUGUCGCCGGAGUCGGAGGCGACGGCGGCGGCGGAGAAGGGCGGGGAGAUCUGGGGCACGCUGGAGGAGCUCCUCCUAGCGUGCGCGGUGACCCGGCACGGCACGGCGAGCUGGGACUCGGUGGCCAUGGAGGUGCAGACGCGGUGCCCGCUGGCGGCCCGGCCCGGCCUCACGCCGCACAGCUGCCGCCUCCGCUUCCGCCACCUCCACCGCCGCUUCACCGCCGCCGGGACCGGCGGGGAGGACGACCCCGACGCCUCCGCCGCCGAGGGGUGGGUGGACGAGCUCCGGCGGCUGCGCGUCGCCGAGCUCCGCCGCGACGUCGAGCGAUGCGAUCUCUCCAUCGGGACGCUUCAGUCGAAAGUGAAACGGCUCAGGGAGGAGCGGGAGCGGAGCGUCUCCGGCGAGGCGAAGCCGGAGGAGGCGAACGGCGACGACCGGCUCUCAGGGGAGGAGCCCGGGCGGUCGUGCCGGGAGUCCAACUCCACGGAUCUGAAGCCCCCCACGCACCCCGGCCACCAGGGCGGCGGCGCCAAGGAGGAGGAGGUGGCGAAGCAGGAGGCGUCCGGCGAGUCGGCGGCCGCGUCCAAGGAGAGCAGCGACGUGCGGAGCUCGGCGAGCCUGUGCCGCCGCCGCCGCGGGACCGGCAGCGGGAAGGCCGAGGAGGAGGAGGAGGACGAGGCGUCCGCGCCCGGCCCACCGCCUACCGCCAGGUCCCCUCCGCUUGCCGCCCUGCUCGACGCGGUCGCGGCCAUGCUCGGCCCCGUGCUGCAGCGGCUGCACGAGCACGAAGGCGAGGAGGCUGCCGCGUACCGGGGCACGAUCAGGCGCCACGUGGACCUGGAGACGGUGCGGCGCCGGCUGGACACGGCGGCGGGCAGCUCGCGCGGCGGCGGCGGCGACGACGUCCACUGCCCCGCGCACGAGCUCUACCGCGACCUGCUGCUGCUCUGCACAAACGCCGUGGUCUUCUUCCCGCGCGGCAGCCCCGAGCACGCCGCGGCAGCCGAGGCCCGCACGCUCGUGACCGGGCACGCGUCGGCUCCGGCGAAGCAGGACCGCGCGGCUGUUCCGGCGCCGGCGCCGGCCCCGGCCCCGGCGGGCGCUGACAUCGUCGGGUCGCUGAUCGAGAAGGGGAAGCCGCUGAUCGUGUGCCGCAAGCGGAGCUCCAUCGCGAAGGCUGCGGCGGCCGCCAGGAAGGAGGAGAGCGCGGCGAAGGCCAAGCCCGAGCCCGAGCCCGAACCGGCGGCGGAAGAGGAGGAAGAAAGCGAGGACGAGAAGAAGGCCGCUGCCGCGGCCGUGGCGACCAAGGAUAAGGCGCGGGGUCCGAGGACGAAGAAGGGCCGUGGCGGCGCUGCCAGGAACCCGGCGGGCCUUGGGCGGAAUCGGGCGAAGGGGGCGGCGGACGACGAUGCAGCCACGACGGCGACAGACGGAGCAAAGAAGGGCGCUCGAGGCGCGGCCGCGGCGGCAGGAGGGUCAGGCAAGAAGCGGAACGCCGUGGACUUCCUGAAGCGGCUGAACCAGUCUCCGUCCAGGAAGCGGGGGUCGCCGCUGGGGACGACGCGGAAGCGGUCGGCGCCGGCUGCCGCCGCCGCGGCGGUGGAGCGGAAGAACACCACCACCCGGAGGAGAGGCGCUGGCCGCAAAGAAGGCACCGGCCGCGGUGGUUCCAGGAGGGGCGGCAGGGCUACCGGGACGAAGAGAGGCGUCGGGCGGCCGCUGAAACGAGGCUCGGCUCCGGCCACGCCGCCGGCGUCCAAGAGGGCCAAGACCAAGUAGCACAAAACUGACCCGACCGAAUUAAAAUGAUUUUUAUGUGGGCAUCGCACGACUCGGUCAUUCAUAUGCCAUGCCGCACUAACCGACCUAAUGCCACGUCAUCUCCUUUGCGUCCUCGAAGCAUUUUUCUCUCUGUUCCAUAGCUUGCUCUUUGUGUAUCUUGAUGAUUUGGGAGUUAGUAAAUUCUAAUUUGUGUUCAAGUAUUUUAUGUGGAUUUUUUUUUGAGAGGAUGUGGAUUUUCUUUUCUAAGCUUGUGUCACUGAGAUUCCUCUCCAAUAGCUGAUAGCUGGCCCGGCAAACACAUGCUCGGCCUUUUAUUUCC